Diachasmimorpha longicaudata is the source of this 1651-nucleotide messenger RNA. It is a transcript of the gene Zmynd10, whose product is annotated as Zinc finger MYND-type containing 10. The transcript is spliced from 4 exons. Bases 291 to 1610 code for a protein of 439 amino acids. The record is from RefSeq and is a predicted model, not a curated record. NCBI's taxonomy places the organism in Eukaryota, Metazoa, Arthropoda, Insecta, Hymenoptera, Braconidae. Gene Ontology annotation, cellular component: cytoplasm; centriolar satellite. Gene Ontology annotation, biological process: inner dynein arm assembly; outer dynein arm assembly; motile cilium assembly.
GGACCGGAGGGAUUUAAAAUCUCGCGGGAAGGCUCUUUAUUAUUUGUCGCCGGCCCGGCUAAAUGAAUCAUUUAUUUGCUAUGCAAUUUUAUUAGAAAAAAACCACUUUGAUAAUAGGGUACCGGAAGUCCUCUUCUUUUCGCCGAAUUUCUUAUCCUUUACAACUCGUCAUAUCGGAAUAGGGUUUGGAAUACCGAGAGACAGAAUGUGGUCGCUAUGGGGACCAAAUAAUUUCUGCAGAGAAGAUAUUGUUUAUCGCGAAGUGUGAACGAGAACCGUAUUCUCGUGAAAUGGAUGAGCAAAGUGUGGAAUUCAUUUUACCAUCUUGGGAGGCAGAAGCUUUGAUAGAGAACCUGAAGCCUUCGAGUCUCCAUGAAAUCGGCACGAAGAAGUGGUUUGAAUACCACCAGAAGCUCAUGCUUCUGCAUCAGCAGAGUAUUUUAGAAAUUAGCACGUUGAGGGAGGAAACCGUUAAAGAGUGGUUCGUUAAUUUUCAGAAGAUUCCAAUUUUAAUUUACGAAGCAAUACAAAUAUCUCUGUGGAAGGAAACAGUAUUUCCCGUGAUGAUCGGCGCUAAGGGUGAGCCCUCCAACACGUUCAUGAUGUACAGUGUUUUUUAUCACGAGAGCAUUGUGGUGUCUCUUCUGGAGAACAUUGUCUUCCACUCCGACAGCGUGGAGACCCUAGAGGACUCGGCCCUCGACCUCAUCGACUACACCGUCAGCAAGGUGACGGAUUUAAUUUUUUCGGAAAAGGAACUGCAGGCUUCGCUCCCCGAAAACGCGACAUGUCUGGAGGAACUUAUUUUCAAACGAGGGGGAAUGGAGUUCGACAUUGCGAUGAAGUCUAUCUCGAUCCUCGCAUAUCUGGCCGGAUUCGUGGAGGGUCUUCCGCUCACAGUGAUCAAACGGCUACUGAGCACUCACGAUGUUCCCUAUUUAAUGACCAUACUGAUUGAGAAGAGACCCUGGAGGAAAAUAAGUCGAGAGGGAAUCGACGUGCUUUACAUGUCCUCUUGGGAGACAAUUAAAGAUAGUGAGAAGGAUAAAAUUUGCAAGAUUGAGGGACAGAUUUGGAUAGGGUUGAGGGAACUUUUGCUGAACCCCAAGUGCGCACCGUAUUAUCCAAUUAAUGAAUUCAGAAUAGCAGAAUUAUUGAAGUUGCAAAAACAUUUGCACGAACGAGUCUUGGAUCAAAUAGCUCCCCUUAUAGAUCUUCGGCGAUGGUUGAGUUACUUAACUGUGUCACCACCUAGCAACACCUCCAACCCCCCUAUCACAGUUGAAAUAAUCCCCCAGAUUCGAUCCUCGAUCCUGAAGAAAUAUCAAAAGAAGUGGAAGAAUAUUGCCAAGUCUCAGGGAGAGCUUUUCUACAACAAUGACAUCAAUCAUGUCAAGGGCUGCGCUGAUAUUCUCAGUGUUGCAUACGAUGUUGAUAAAAUGGUCGCCACUGCCGUCAGGCACUGCGCCUCGUGCUCCGAAAUUGCUACCAAGAAAUGCUCAAAAUGCAAAAGUGUUUGGUACUGUGGCAGAGAAUGUCAAGUGAAUGAUUGGCCUGGACACAAGAAUAAAUGCGAAGAAAUUUUGAAAUCCGAAGGCGCAGUGCAUUAAGAACAUUUAUGUAAAAUCUAAAUAAAAAUAAAAUUAUUUCC